Odontomachus brunneus is the source of this 5592-nucleotide messenger RNA. It is a transcript of the gene Ttd14, whose product is annotated as TRPL translocation defect protein 14. Bases 384 to 1883 code for a protein of 499 amino acids. Lineage: Eukaryota; Metazoa; Arthropoda; Insecta; Hymenoptera; Formicidae. The record is from RefSeq and is a predicted model, not a curated record. Gene Ontology annotation, molecular function: GTP binding; phosphatidic acid binding; phosphatidylinositol binding. The transcript has 10 exons. Gene Ontology annotation, biological process: photoreceptor cell maintenance.
GACGGUGCGGCGUGACGGUCGCUUGUUUGUGGUAUCGUGCGGUCAUUCGAGUGGUGUCCUUUGCCGCCGUAGCUCGUUCGGUGUAAGAGAGAGAAAGAGAGAGAUCUCGUUGUCGACGUCGUCGUUAUAUCUCAUGUAUCGUUCAAGUACGCGGUCGUGCGCGCAGCGACUCGAAAUGUAUCAUCAGGUAUUCAUGUAGUAUCGACUGCCGCCUUACGCACGUUCGCACCACACCAUCUUCAUCGGAAGAGCAUCGUCGAGGAUAAGCUCGAGUGCACGGACGACGUCGCGGACAACCGAGAAAAAAAGGAGGAGAGCAGCAGGACGACGAGCAGGAGAGAACGAUUCGGCCGUAGCGGAAGUGAACGACAAAACACGCGACGAUGGAUCAUAAACGCGUGUACAAACUCGUGCUGACUGGAGGACCAUGCGGCGGCAAGACUACUGGACAAGCCAGAUUGUGCACCUUCUUCGAGAACAUGGGCUGGAAGGUGUUCCGCGUCCCCGAGACCGCCACUGUGCUCCUGAGCGGCGGCAUCAAGUUUACGGACCUGAACGCGGAGGAAGCGUUCAAAUUUCAGGAAAAUCUCCUGCGCACGAUGUUGCAAAUAGAAAACACCUUCUUCCAACUCGGUGAGAGCUGCUCGAGGAAUUGCUUGAUCAUCUGCGAUCGCGGCGCAAUGGAUGCCUCCGCUUUUAUCUCAAAAGACAAAUGGGAACUCAUGAUGGCCUCCAACGGAUGGAACAAUGUCGAGCUUAGGGACAACAGGUACAACCAGAUUAUCCACAUGGUGUCGGCGGCGAACGGCGCCGAGGAAUUCUACUCCACGGAAGAGCACGCGUGUCGUUCGGAAGGCGUGGAACUCGCCCGCGAACUCGACUAUAAAGCUGCGGCUUCCUGGGUUGGUCAUCCAUACUUCGACGUAAUCGACAAUUCGCAGGAUUUCGAGUCCAAGAUCUGCCGAAUGAUCGAGUGCGUGUGCCAGAAGCUGGGCAUCGACACGGGUGACCGGCUGCGCGCCAGCAGUCGCAAAGUUAAGUUCCUUGUCAAGGCGCCAUUGCCGGCAGACGACAAGUUCCCGCCCUUUCAGGACUUCGACGUCGUGCACAACUACCUCCAGAGCAACAAUCCCAAGAUGCAGGCGCGUCUGCGUAAGCGCGGCCAGAAAGGUCACUGGUCGUAUAUCCACACAAUUCGUCGACCGAAGAUAUGCGGCCAAGUAAUCGAGGUGAAGACUCAAUUGACACAUCGAGACUAUCUGAACAUGCUGUCUCAACGCGACGACUCACACUUUACUAUAUUCAAACGUCGUCGCUGCUUCCUCAUCAACAAUCAGUAUUUCCAGUUGGACAUUUACAGAGAACCAGCGCAUCCUAGGUGUCGAGGCUUGAUGUUAUUGGAGACUUAUACGGCGUUGACAGGCGAUGAACUGAAGAACAUUCUGCCGCAAUUCCUAACUAUCGUGAAAGAAGUCACCGGCAAUCCAGAUUACAGCAUGUUCAAUCUCAGCUUACGCGAAGAGUGGAACAAUACUAACAAAUAUUGCCACAACCUAAACGGAACGAUGCAAUAUGAUUCUCUAUCGUCGGAGACGAUUUUUAAACUCUCGCCAUCGAGGAUGAUCCUAAAGGCUGAAGCGCAGAGCAACGGAUUCGACGGACAUAGUAAAGCCGAAGCUAACAUUUCCGGUGCAAUCAGCAACAAGAUAAACGGUAUUAACGGCAUCAACGGCAUGCAGAAUGGUCUCCCGAACGGUAAAGCGAAGCACGCCGAGCGGUACAAUGUGAACGGCGGUAACUCGACUAUGAUACUGGACGACAGUCUACGGGAGUUGAAGAUCGACGAGUCGCAGAAGAACGAAUUCGAAGACAUAAUGCAUUAACCGCACGACAGGCGCGCGAAAAAUUUUAGGUGGCAAUAAAAACAGAAAGAGAUCUAGUAAGCUGCUCGAGUAAUCGCGCACGCAUGAACAGACCUAUCUUCUAUCGUUAUCAGCACUGACGGAUCAUCUGAAUUUUAAUCCUGGUUAUUUGUCGCAUUUGCAAAGAUUGCUGUCACUACUCAAAAUGGGUAGACAUCAAUAUUCCGAAGUAAACUUUGAUAUUUUGCUCUUUGAAUGAAUAUUUUAUUUCUGAUAAGAGAAUUUUGAAAUCAAUGAGUGUUUAGAUAAGUGUUUAGAUUCUAUAAUUCAAUUCUGUAUUACGGAAAAGAAUUAAUUAAAUCGGCGCAACUGAUAUCUCGACAGUUUCGAAAAAAAGAAAGUGACUGCCGCGUUUACAGUUACUCAACGUCACAAAUACAGCUUGAAAAUAAUAUUCGCAUGUAAUAACACUGUGAAUGAUUUCUUUUACAUUUACUGUGUCGCUGAGUAACUGACUCUGGUAUCUCACGGGUAUUAAACCAGGAUUAAAGUAGCAACUUUUAGCAACCGAUAGACCUGAAAUCUCACAUAGAUAACGUCUAUUUUUUAAGCGGGCUUGCGUGUCGUACUUAAGAGAUCUCUUUGGCGAAUAUCAUGGCCGAUAUCUUCGAAGUCUUCGUCGAAUCUGAAGUAUCCAGUGCACUCCGCGAAUUUUAUUUAAGUAUAGUGAAAUUCUCGCAACAUGUUUCAACGACCGAUUUCUUACGCAAAUUAAGUCCUGAGAGUAAAAGAUUUUUUUUAUACCUUGUUAAGACUUAAAAAAAAAAACUUCCGACUUCAAAUUAAGCAAAAAAGAAAACAUGUAAUUGAAUUCGUUGGGUUCACUGGACUCCGACGUAGUAUUUGAGGCUGAUCUGCGAAGUGCGAUAGUCGAGAAAAAGCAGAGUAUAGUUUAAAUAUAGUCUAAGUCAUUGACAAUGCAAAAUCACUGAUAACACAAGGAUAAUUUUAUUAUUCAUUAUAAAGGGGAUCGAGAUAAGUGAAGAAAUAAGUUAAAAAUGGAGUUGAAUAUCGAGAACAUUCGUAAUUUCGUAUUGAACACUCUAGAUAAAUUUCUGUCAAUUUUGAACCUUUGUCGAUUCUUAAAGAGUUUCUACGCGUAAUUUUUCAAUAUCGUAUACCUCACUCGCACCGCAAUCACAAUCAUUCGUUAUGCCAUCAUCGAAUAAGUCGUUUGGAAAAGAAAUCGCCUGGCAAUAUUUCUUGGUAAUCUUUUUUUCGCUGUUUAUACUUAAUUUUAAUAUACAGAUUUAUGUAGUCCUACUUUAUUAUUUUUGAGUUAGUGUGAAAAAUAUUUAAUGAACUAAUUAUUUCAAUCUUUUUAAAAAGUUUUUUCUGGUCUCUGAACCUGUCGAAAACAAAUUUUUAGAUACUCGAGAAAAAAAACCUUGAUGUCGUAAUUAUUAUUUUAUUGAUAAUUUCACACACGUUAGAAACUACAUGUUGAGCUCUUAGUUAUUUCUGUUUUUCGGUCAUAUAUUUAAGAGCCUUCGCAGUUUGUAUUAGAAUUUAGAUCCCUUCAAUGUACUUAAUAUUAUGCGAAAAAAGGGACAUCGAGAGAUUUAAAAAAAUAUUUCGACAAUUAUAGUAUUUCGCGUUAUAUCUAAAUUGUGUACAGUAAUUCGGUGUCGAAACUGAGGUUUUAAAACUGAGAUCGAAAAUGAGUUGUCAGAUUUUAACUCUUAUUAAUUAUUAUUAUUAUUAUAUAUAUAUACAUAUAUAUACAUAUAUAUAUAUAUACAUAUAUAUACACAUAUAUAUACAUAUUAUACAUAUAUAUACAUAUAUAUAUAUAUAUAUAUAUAUAAAUGCACACACACACAUACACAUAUAUAUGUAUAUAUAUAUUUUACUAAGUAUUAAUUAUAAUUAAUAUUAAGCCUUAAAAAAUUCUGAAAACUCUUGAAUUCGAUUCUUAAUUUAUUUCUUACGCAUUUUUAUCGGAUCAGUGAUAUAUUCUUUUUGUUAUAUUUUUUUAUGUGAUAUUAAUCACCUCCUUUCAUUUUUAUGAGGUACUAAUCAUUUUCUUUCAUUUUUAUGUGGUAUUAGUCACUUCCUCUCAUUAAUUUUUACUAUUAAAUUAUUGAAAUCGUUAAACUGUAAGAAAGCUUGUUACUCAAUUAAAAUGAAAGAUUGACACUGAUAUAAUUCAAAAAGGAAAACUUUUAUGAAUAUUGUAAAACAAUAAUUACAAGAAAUAAUGAAAUAUUUUUGAAAAAAGAAAAAAUUUUUUUUUAUUAGAAAUACUUAUGAGUAUCUUUUUUUAAUUGUCUAUUUUAGAGUAACAAUUUUAUUAUACUGUUGGAAACACACUUUCUUAUCUAUUUUAUAGAACCUUUUUAAAAAGUAAUUCUGUCUUCAUUCUGCACUUAUAUGUAUUAAAAUGUAUUUUAUUUUACGAAAUAUAUCGAAUUAAGUGAUCUUUCCACUUGCUUAUCGAGUACGUUUAAGACGUAAACGAUUUUAGCAAUUUUAUAUUUUUAAGUUUCAGAUGCCCUAUUAUCGUAUCGAAUACGAUUCUCCGGGGCCCGUGCUAUAAUUUCAUGUGUAAUCAAGUUCCUAAUUUCGAAUAGUUAAAAACUGAUAACUCAUUUUUAAGAAAAAGACAUACGCGACGACAUAGGACGAUCCGAUGAUUAUUAUAAUUAGGGCGAAUAUUUAAUGAUCAAACCUAUCAGUACUUAAUAAUAGGUGCUUGUCCUGUGUUAGUAGGUGUAAUUAAGUUAGUUGUACAUAACGCGGCGCGAUUGUUUUUCGUCGAACCUAUCUUCUUCUGUGAUUGAUUGUAAUACACGUUAUCGAUAUAUGUAAUUGCGAGAGAAGAUCUUACAAAAUCAAACUCACGGGCGAAUAAUAUGCCAACGCUGUUACAUGAAAUUAGUGAAAUUUUUUUCGAAAAGAGAGCCUCUUUUCGGCCAGCAUUAAUUUUAAGAGUCUGUUAGUCCGUGGGCUAUUUUGGAGCGUUUAAUUUUUAUCGCUCUUAAAAGGCUAGUGUAUUUAUAUAAGAAGGAACAUAUUUAUUCCUUCUUCUUUUUCCACUUUUCAGUUAGAAUGUGCUUUCAAUAUAGCUCGAAGCAUUUUUAUUCAAAAAUUUUAUAUUGAAAUACUAAGAUUUUUCAAAUUUUUUAUACCGCUAUCCAACUUUCGCGGCUUAUACUGGCUUCUUGUUCGCUCGAGUUUAUUUUUGUAAUUGAAGGUAUUCAAGACGAGAGUUGCUGUAAAGUAACUAGGUGAAAAAAAAACAGGGGCAGAAAGGAAAAACGAUGAUCGCGAUAUCCUCCUGCGUAUUUUUUGUCCGUAAACAUAAAUGGAUUUUUGUGACGACACUUUGACGCACCACGUGUCGCUCCACGCAUUUUCUACGCGCCGAACAAAACUGAUCAAGCAAAUUUCGCCACAGUUUAGAGACGAAGUGCCUGUGAAACGUUCAUUCGCGGAAAUAGAGGAAAAAGAGAAAAAAGAAAUAUAUAUGUAUAUACAUAUAAAAAAAUAUAUAUAUGUAUGUAUAAACGCGAAAGUCUAUAUUUUCAAUCGAGAGAAUGCAAUAGUGAGUCGACGCGCGCACUGAUCGCGGUUCACGCGUAUGAUGAUGGUUUUGAAAAGCAAAUAAACGUUGUACACCCACAGACAUAAGUGUCUGAAAUAAAAAAAGAAAGAGGAAUGUCGCGUA